Molecule: messenger RNA, 1684 nt
Organism: Suncus etruscus (white-toothed pygmy shrew)
Lineage: Eukaryota; Metazoa; Chordata; Mammalia; Eulipotyphla; Soricidae
Gene: TRMT5
Product: tRNA methyltransferase 5
Exons: 5
Coding region: 17-1543 (508 amino acids)
Biological process (GO): tRNA N1-guanine methylation; mitochondrial tRNA methylation
Cellular component (GO): cytoplasm; mitochondrial matrix
Source: RefSeq, a predicted model, not a curated record
GGAGCUACAGUGGAGCAUGAGAAUUUUCUGGAAGCCGUUUGCAUUCUCAAGAAAACUGCUGAAAGUGCAUCACUAUAGAAUAACUGAAUCAGAACUGUUGAUUCCUCUAAGCUGGGCAUCACUAACGCAGAAACUUAGCAAAGCAUCUGGUAUUUCCUUGUUGGACCAAAGGAAAGAAGUCUCAACCAUGCCUGAAACAGAAACAAAUCACAGGGACACGGAAUUGUUUUCCCCACCCUCUGAUGUCCGGGGGAUGACAGAACUCGAUCGAACAGCUUUUAAAAAGACCGUCCCCAUCCCAGUGCUUAAAGUGAGAAAAGAAACAGUCGAUAAAUUGAUGAGAUUCCUUAAAAGGGUAGCGCUGCUGCGCCCAGGCAUAAAACGUGUGAUUGAAGAUCCGGAAGAUGAAGGAAUCAGACUCAUCAUGUUGGAUCCCUACAAAAUGUUCAAUGAAACUUGCUUUGAGAAAGAAGAACUCAAUAUUUUAAAGCAGUUUAAUGUCAACCCACAAAUAUCCGAAUAUAAUUUAGAGUUAACUUACGAAAACUUUAAGUCCGAAGAAAUCUUAAAAGCCGUGCUUCCUGAGGGCCAAGAAGUGACUUCAGGAUUUAGCAGAGUGGGCCACAUUGCCCACCUAAAUCUUCGAGACCAUCAGCUACCUUUUAAGCAUCUAAUUGGCCAAGUUGUAAUUGACAAAAAUCCAGGAAUUACCUCAGCAGUAAAUAAAAUCAACAAUAUUGACAAUACAUACCGAAAUUUCCAAAUGGAAGUCUUAUCUGGAGAGAAGAACAUGAUAACCAAGGUUCGAGAAAACAAUUACACCUACGAAUUUGACUUUUCAAAGGUCUACUGGAAUCCUCGUCUCUCUACAGAGCAUGGUCGUAUCACAGAACUUCUGAAACCCGGGGACAUCCUGUUAGACGUGUUCGCUGGGGUUGGGCCCUUCGCCAUCCCAGCAGCAAAGAAAAACUGUACCGUGUUGGCCAAUGAUCUCAAUCCCGAAUCUCACAAGUGGCUGCUGCACAACUGUAAAUUAAAUAAAGUCGGCCAAAGGGUCCAGGUUUUUAACUUGGACGGGGAAGACUUCCUCCGAGGACCGGUCAGAGAAGAGUUAGUGCGGCAGCUGGGGCCACUGUCCGAGGAAAGCAGGUGCUCGGUGCACAUCGUCAUGAACUUGCCGGCCAAGGCGCUGGAGUUUCUCGGGGCUUUCAAAGCCCUUCUGGACGGGCAGCCGUGCAGCCCCGAAUGCCUUCCCACCGUCCACUGUUACAGCUUCUCGAAAGAGACUGACCCUGCGAAGGAUGUCCGGCAGCGGGCGGAAAAUGUCUUGGGGGUCUCUUUGGAGACAUGCAGCUCCGUCCACCUGGUACGGAAUGUGGCCCCGAACAAGGAGAUGCUCUGCAUCACCUUUCGGGUUCCUGCUGCUGUGCUGUUCAAAAACCAGACCCGACAGCAAGAGAAUCAUGAAGACCCACCUCUUAAACGCCAGAGGACAGAGAAGUCCUUUUCAGAAGAAAAAGUACCAGCUGCUCCAGUCAUUUAAUUGAAAAUGUUCUUUAUUUUCAAACUGCAUUUUUACAUAAACAUAAUUUGUAGAUUUUAUAAAAUUUUAGCAGUUGCUUUAUUAUUGAAUCUUUAUCUUAAGCAUCUAUUAUAUGGAUUGUUAAAUGAAAAUUUAACCAAA